AAUUGUAUUUACAUAUGUUGGCAUUAUCCAAUAUUCAUGGUCAAAGUUGACAUGGAGGUGAUCCUUGCAUUAAAAAUGGAAGAAAAAAUGUGGUUAGUUGUAAAAGAUCCAAAUAUAUGAAAAAGUGAACAGCCAAAUAUUCAUGUUAGCUAGUGGCAAAUGGCACAAGGGGGAAGUCAAUUGCAGGCCUAAGUGAAUAUAUAAGAUUCACAUUCACCAACCAUAUUAUUUGAAUACUAAAAAAACCCCAAAAUGUCAAUGAAGUAAAGAGCUCGAGAGCUAGCUACCAUGAGCCAUUGCAGGCCUUAAUAUAUAAUUGUCUGCUCAAAUAUGAUAACUUUAACAGGAAGCCAGUUGACUUGGCUGCAAACUUCUUAUAUAUGCACAAUAUUUUGAGAAAAAGAGAGACCACAAUUUUGGUAGAGUUUUCAAAGAUAUUGAGAGAAUGCCAGAUAUGGGGAAGGCAAGCAGAUGGAUCAGAAACUUUCUGAUGGGAAAAAAGGAGAAGGAUAAUGAGGGUUCGGUUUCUGCAGCGAGUUUAGGGACCUCGCCUGCGAUUGUGCCAUCGUCUUCAAAGGUGAAAAGGAGAUGGAGCUUCAAGAGAUCUUCAAGCUCGGACAGCAUGACUCAUAACAGCAUUAGAUCCUUCGACUCGGCCCUCACUGCUCAGCUCAAAGCUCAGGCCUCAUUGUUGGAGUUUGAGAUUCUGCAAAACCAUGCCAAAGCCUUUCUGGCAGCAAGAAAUGAGGCUGCUAAAACAGCUGCUGUUGAAGUGGAAGCUGCCAUUAGGAUUCAAGCUGCUUUUCGAUCUUAUCUGGCAAGGAAGGCGUUACGAGCUCUAAGGAGCUUGGUGAAGCUACAAGCACUUGUGAGGGGUCAUCAGGUGCGAAAACAGACAGCUGAUAUGAUCAGGUGCUUGCACUCUUUGAUGGCGAUUCAGUUAAGAGCCCGAGUUCAACGGGCUCAUAUAGCUGAUGAAACUGAACUUUCCUUCAAAAAAUGGCCAAUUCACAAAGAUUCAGCUCCAAGAAGUCAGCUAAUCAAUAGAACCUCUAAUACUGAAUAUAUGAGUAGCCAUGAAAAAGAGAGUAUAUCCAGGAGAAGAAGCCUGCACAAAAACCAUGGACAUGGUGGACCAAAUGGAAAUGGAUUGACAAGCUCUCAACCUGGGAGGCAUUCUAUCUCGGAAAGAGAGCAUCAAAGGCUUCAAAGCAUAUGUCCAAGUCCCUCAACAUUUAGUGAAAUCAGUACAAUAACAUUUGACAGGCCAUUGGAGGAGUUAUCUGACAGAUUGUCACAGAGAGGUCUCUUGCAAAGUCCCAAGCCUGGAAGGACAAAACAACCCAUUCCACGAUCAGAAAGUAUGAAUUAUAUGUUUCCUGAUUCCCAAUAUGCAAGAAGUUACAUGUCCAAUACCGAAUCCUCAAGAGCAAAGGCUAGAUCACAGAGUGAGCCAAGGCAAAGACCCAAGUGGGGCAUUAAGAAAAAGCAUAUCAGAACACCAUCGGUUGAAGGCUUACAACACGAAUCUGAGAUAGAAGGUACACCUUCCAAUAUGUAGGGAUGUAACGAUGAUUUUAUCAUAUAAUCAGUGAUAGUCACAUAGUACCAUAGAAGGAAAGACAGAAAAACAAAUCUACCAUCAGCUUUAAGCUGUUCAUUAAUGACUCCGAAGGAUGCUAACAUUAGAAAAAAA
This is a messenger RNA of Ipomoea nil (Japanese morning glory), 1696 nucleotides long. RefSeq names its product protein IQ-DOMAIN 14-like. Bases 446 to 1561 code for a protein of 371 amino acids. NCBI's taxonomy places the organism in Eukaryota, Viridiplantae, Streptophyta, Magnoliopsida, Solanales, Convolvulaceae. Gene Ontology annotation, molecular function: protein binding. The record is from RefSeq and is a predicted model, not a curated record. The transcript has 3 exons.